Molecule: messenger RNA, 5292 nt
Organism: Morone saxatilis (striped sea-bass)
Lineage: Eukaryota; Metazoa; Chordata; Actinopteri; Moronidae
Gene: dis3l2
Product: DIS3 like 3'-5' exoribonuclease 2
Exons: 21
Coding region: 144-3311 (1055 amino acids)
Biological process (GO): miRNA catabolic process
Cellular component (GO): P-body; exosome (RNase complex)
Molecular function (GO): 3'-5'-RNA exonuclease activity; RNA binding
Source: RefSeq, a predicted model, not a curated record
GACAGCACUCAAAGGUAGCAUGAUUGUAACCAUUCCGUGACGAGGGUGGAAGUGAACGCAUCAGCUAGCAUUUCGCUCUGAAGGACAGCUUGCUAAGUUACACAACUUACAGAUAGUGAGUAAGAGACUUUCAGGGUUGCCUUAUGGAUUCUCCUCGGCAAUCGAAGAAGGCUAACCUCAACCGAGAGCCAAAGCGCAGCCAGAAUCAGUCAAGCACUCCUCCUCAGAAAGAUGCCUAUGCUAGACUUCUCAGCCAGCACAGCAGCAGCAAGUUCAGUCUGUAUCUAGAGCAAUAUGCAAAGGAUACGUCUUCACAAAGGGACGGGAAUGGGCCAAGCCUGCUCAAAGUCCAGAGUGAGAAACUGAACAUACCACAGCGAAAAAGGGACCAAGUUCCCAAUGAUUUCUCUGAUUCAAGUGAUUUCUCCCCCUCCUCCAUGAAAAGUAAAGGAGAGGACAGUUCGUUGUCUUUGUACAUGGAGAAGCUAAGCACCCGCAGUGCUCAGCAGGACUGUGAGAGGAAACAGGGUGUGUCUGACAGGCAGCGACGGGGACAGAGAAGGGACACCGCCACCAGCCAAGAUGGAGACAUCGAGUCUGGCGAGGAACUCGGCUCUUUGAAACCCAUUGACUCAAAAAAACACCAGAAGCAGCAGAAGAAAAGUAAGGACUCUAAAGAGACUGACUCAUCUGCUGGACGUCCCCAGUCCCCAAAGAAAGCCAGUACAUCUGGACAGGAGCAAGACAAGAUGACAAAGUCAAAGAAAAAAAACUCGUCAAAGCACCCAGAAGAGGAGAAGAGCAGAGAAGGGACAUUCAAACCCGAGGCUGACGCUCAGAUGUCAAGGCCCAAGUCUCCUCAUGGUAAAGACAAAAAACAGCAGCUGCCCAGAGCUUCAAGUACCAAUUCUCCUGCUGAGAAGAAUAAAAACAGAGGAAGCAGAGGAUCAAAGAAACAAGUGUUUGAGUCCUACAUGACGUCUGAGGAGGUUUCCCAUGGCCUUAAAAGAGGAGAACUUAUUCAGGGACAGUUAAGGAUCAACCCAAAGAAGUACCAUGAAGCUUUCAUCCCAUCUCCUGAUGACACACGGGACAUAUUUCUGGAUGGGAUUGUAGCUCGCAACAGAGCGCUGAAUGGAGACAUAGUAGUGGUGCAAGUCCUCCCUCGGGAGCAGUGGAAGGUUGUGAGGUCAGACACCGACUGUGAGGGCACCAGUGAGUCAGACACUCAGAGAGAAAACACAGUGCCAAAAGCACAGAAGAAGACAGCGCGCACCCCCAGGCCUGAUGGUAUUAUGGAAGACCAGUGCAGCGACCAGGAUGAACUCAUCAGAAAAGUUCAGAAUACCACACUCACUGACACAGGGGAACCUCUGGAGGACCCCUCAAACCCACGAUCCAAUGGGGAAAUACUCCAAAAGACUGCUAAAGUGGUCUACAUUGUUGAGAAGAAACAUUCAAGAGCUGCCACAGGCUUCCUGAAAUUCCUACCAGAUAAACCUUUUGCCAUGUUCUCCCCUGUGGACCACCGGGUGCCACGGAUCAACGUUCAGCUUGCUGACUGUCCAGAAGAUUUUUGUUCCCGCCCAGGCGACUACACCAACACCUUGUUCAUAUGUCGGAUCACCUACUGGGCGGCCGACAGCAACUUUGCUGAAGGUCAACUCGCUAAGACUCUGGGUCAAGCUGGAGAAAUCGAGCCAGAGACAGAGGGCAUCCUGAUGGAGUACGACGUUGAUUUUUCUGACUUCUCAGAUGAGGUGCUAGGCUGUCUACCCAAGAACCUGCCCUGGACCAUCCCACCUGAGGAGAUGAGGCAGAGGAGAGACCUGAGGAAGGAGUGCAUCUUCACAAUAGACCCUGCAACCGCCAGAGACCUGGAUGAUGCUCUGUCCUGUAAACAACUACCUGAUGGUAACUUUGAGGUGGGGGUCCACAUUGCUGAUGUCAGUUAUUUUGUGGAGGAGGGCAACGCUCUGGAUGCCAUUGCCAGUCAAAGAGCAACUAGUGUCUACAUGGUUCAAAAGGUGAUCCCCAUGUUGCCGAGGCUGCUGUGUGAGGAGCUGUGCAGUCUGAAUCCUCUCACCGACAGACUCACUUUCUCUGUCAUUUGGAAAAUCACACCAGAGGGAAAGAUCCUGAGUGAGUGGUUUGGCCGCUCAGUCAUCCGCUCCUGCGUGAAGUUGAGUUAUGACCAUGCCCAGAGUAUGAUCGAGGCCCCCGAAAAGAUGUUCUCUGCCGCGGAGCUGCCACCUGUGGACCCCGAGCACCCCAUUGAUGAGAUCCAUCAGGCUGUGCUCAACCUGCACUUCAUUGCCAAGAACCUCCGGUCUCAGCGCUUCUCAGGAGGAGCCCUCAGACUAGACCAGUUGAAACUGUCUUUCACCCUGGACAAAGAGACCAUGAUGCCUCAGGGCUGCUAUGUUUACCAGUACAGAGACAGUAACAAGUUGGUGGAAGAGUUCAUGUUACUGGCUAACAUUGCCACAGCUCACCACAUCCACCGCAGAUUCCCUGAGCUGGCCCUGCUCAGGCGCCACCCUCCACCAAAGGCCAAAAUGGUGGAUGAGCUGCAGGAGCUCUGUGACCAGUUGGGAAUCGACAUUGAUCUGUCCUCUGCAGGAGCGUUGAAUAAGAGUCUCAAUACUACUCUUGGUGAUGAUGAGUAUUCCACUGCCAGAAAAGAAGUCCUCACCCACAUGUGCUCCAGACCCAUGCAGAUGGCGUUGUACUUCUGUUCGGGUGUACUUAAGCAGGAGCAGUUUUUUAAGCACUACGCCCUCAACGUUCCUCUCUACACUCACUUCACAUCGCCCAUCAGACGCUACGCUGACAUCAUUGUCCACCGGCUGCUGGCUUUUUCACUCAAUUGUGGGCCUCAUUUGGGGCUGUCGACACAACAAGUCCAAAAACAGGCAUCACACUGUAAUGACAAGAAGACUCUGUCCAAGAGAGUCCAGGAGCUCAGCUCUGAGCUCUUCUUUGGAGUGUUUGUAAAGGACUGUGGCCCUCUGGACUCUGAGGCCAUGGUGAUGGGGGUGCUGGAUCAGUCCUUUGAUGUGCUGGUUCUCAAAUACGGAGUGCAGAAACGCAUCUACUGCAAGUCUGUUACGGGCCUGGCCUCAUUCCACCAUCAUAAGGUGGGGAAGAAAUCAGAGCUGACUCUGGUCUGGAUACCAGAGGACCCAGAGAAACCUCCAGUAGAGCAGGUAAUCUCAAUCUUCACGUUAGUGGAGGUGCAGCUCAAAGCAGACAGUGCACCCAUGAAAUACAGUGCCGUGCUCAAGAGGCCUGAGGAGAACGAAUUAUAAAGAAUUAAAAAAAGUGCUGUAGAGAACACAAACACUUUGUACGUACAUUUGGAAUUGCACAUUUUCUUUUGUUGAUUGGUAGAAAUGACAUGUAGUUUAAAGGCAGUAUUACUGUGGUAAGCAGGGACGUCACUCAGUCCAAGUUCAAUUAAAAUUCCCACCAAGUUUUAGUCUCAACUUGAAGGCCCAUUCCAGUGUUUUUAUGUUAUCCCACUUACUGCAAAUAACCCACACACGUACGUGAUCACUUCCCAUUUUCCAAAGUAUAUUGUUGUAAUAUUUUUGAAUUUGCUGUUACAGGGAAUCACAUUUUCUUUGGUCUUCAUUCCAUUUUCUGAUUUUGUAAUAUAUGGACGUCAACAUUUAUAGACAUUCAACAUGUAUCCAUCCAAAAUAUAAGCUGUGCUUUAAGGUAUAAGGCAGGUUGAUUUGCAUUCUUCAAAUAGUAAUAGAAAUAAUGGCCGUCUUGAAAGUAGGAAAAAAGUAAAAAAAAAUCUACCAUGGUAUGCUUUGGAAAAUGGUUGGCUGUAUGACAUGUAUGAGUUCUUGUAAGUGGUUUAAAACAUGUAAACUGUCAACUCACUAAUGGGCAGACCUUGCUGUGUAUGUAAUUCAGUAUGGAUUUCAAAUUGAAUUGUGACCCAGGUCUGACUGUGAAAGAACCAGCUCAGCAAUCAGUUUUAUUUUGCUGCUGAUUUAUUGACCUAAUGAAGACAGCUUUGAUGUGACAUAACUGUUGUACACAGUCUAAUGUGUGAAAGCAUAUUUGCGUUUGCAAAGCAAUAGAGAAUACCGCACUACUGAAGUUUACUUAUCUUUAACAAGCUAUGGUGGCUGCAAUAUCAUUUGUUGUGGCCAGAGUGGGCUACAUGGAUCCCACAAUAAACAUGUAGCAGUAAUAGAAAGCUAAAACAGGGAUAUUAACAUGCCAUUCAUGACUUUUUAUAUUUCUGUAUGUAUUUGUAGUGUUUUAUGCAGAAAGAGCUUUCAGAUUCUUCUGGUGUGAAUGAAGGGGCUGGAGGGCCUCUUUAGGUCACAGCCAUGAAGUACAGCUCACAGGACUUUUCAUUUGAUUUAAAUUCUUAAAAGUGGGGUCUCAUGGAUCCAAUGUAUUUUUCUUAACGUAGGUACAUUUUCUGUGUUAAGCGUGCCAGUCAGGCCAAAGCUUAAUAAUUUAUCAACUCAUUGUUAUUGUUUUUAAUACAAAACAUGGGAAUGACUUGAAUGUGAAUUGCUGCUGAAAAUGGUUGGUGGCCUUAAUGUAUUUUAUGUUGGCUCAUGAGCUUUGGAGUGCUUCCAGCUGUUUGUGGGCUUUUUUAAUUCUCAGACUUGAUUUGUGCUGCACAAAUACUUUAUGGACCUCACUAAUAUCAACUGUGAUUUUCCGUCUUAAUUUAGUCAAGUGAAGAUAAAACUAUUUCAGUGCAGAUGCACUCAUAAAAUGGUUUUGGGUCUUGUUGCUUAAAGUAAGUCAGUGUGCCUCUUUGAGUUCUCGCUCAUUCAGAUUUUAGUUGAACAGUGCCAUGUCGUGUCAUACAUGCUACAUCUGCACAAGUUUUGUUUUAUUGUUGCAUAUCAAAUCUCUUGUUUGACAGGCUGUUUUUAGGCUUGUGUCCAGAUUUCUGAAAGACCAGUAGCUAAUGUUUUUAAGUUAUUUUGUUUUACAAACAGUUUGUAACAUGAGCUUUAAAUGUAUUUUAAACCAGCAAGUAAAGUGCUAGAUCAAAACAACUGUACUGACUUAGUAGGAUGUGUUUCUGUGAUUAGGGUUAAAAAAAAAAUAAUAAUAAUUUCUGAACUCAGUUAAAACUAAAGAAAAUUCAAGUCUAGCUUCUGUGUGUUAUAUUGUGACAUGUAACUUUGAUUCUGGUCAGUAUUCAAAGUGCAUUUGUACUCUGCUAAACCAUCACACAGAGCAAUACAUAGUUGUCUUUGUCUCUAGAAAAAUAAAGUACAUACACAAAAUCCAUUGGAUAAAAAA